This is a messenger RNA of Scutellospora calospora, 206 nucleotides long. Lineage: Eukaryota; Fungi; Glomeromycota; Glomeromycetes; Diversisporales; Gigasporaceae. The record is from the annotation of a GenBank genome assembly.
GUUAUAGUGAAACACAAUUAGCUACAGAAAUACUUACAUGUGAGAAUGAAAACAUGCUUAAUAUUGCACCUCAAACUGAUUUAAUUAUAAUUAAAAGAUGGCUAGAAGAUGUGCAUCCAACAGGUGGUUUAGAUAUUACAGAACCAAGUAGAAGACAAAAUGUAUUGGAAGCAUUUUUCAAAAUUCGUAAACAUUUUUUGCAAUAA